This is a messenger RNA of Hyposmocoma kahamanoa, 610 nucleotides long. Its product is annotated as cysteine protease XCP1-like. NCBI's taxonomy places the organism in Eukaryota, Metazoa, Arthropoda, Insecta, Lepidoptera, Cosmopterigidae. Gene Ontology annotation, cellular component: lysosome. Gene Ontology annotation, molecular function: cysteine-type endopeptidase activity. The transcript is spliced from 4 exons. The record is from RefSeq and is a predicted model, not a curated record. The coding region runs from base 1 to 609 and encodes 202 amino acids.
AUGACCAACACACCUUGCAUGGGUCUUUUCACCAGAGUUGAGAACAAUUUGAAGAGAUCGUUUACUUUUAUCUUACUACUUGCCGUUCUAGCGGUUAAAGCCAUACCAGACUUUCAGUAUGAUUUAGAAAAAGCUGAGGAAUAUUUUGAAGCCUUUAUCCAGGAAUACGGAAAAGAAUACACAAAUGAAGAUGUAAAGGCAAGGAAGUUCGAAGUAUUUAAAGAGUCACUGAAGGAGUAUAACAAGAAGAAUUUGGAGCAAUUGCAUGCUAAAUUUGGUAUUCAUGAACACUCAGACUUAACACCGGAAGAGUUACAAAAGAUACGAGGCGGUUACCGUCGUAUGAGCGGCGGCAAUUGCACGAGUCGCGGAGCACCAGAGGUAAACCCACCGGAAGCAUUUGACUGGCAACUGCAAGGUUCUGCUGUCACUCCUGUCAAGCAACAAUUGUGCGGAGAUUGCUAUGCCUUCGCUACUACAGCUAAUAUCGAAAGUCAGUAUGCAAAGAAAUAUGGUAAAAUGGUGGAUCUCUCAGAACAGCAGAUAGUAGACUGUGAUCAGAAAAAUGGUGGCUGUCACGGAGGUACACUGGAAAACGCUACAACGUAAG